AUGCAAGCAAGGUUUUUACGUGAAGGUGAAUGUUUAGAAUAUGCAAGCAAGGAUUUAGAAUAUCCAUCUGGGCACUUUGUAUGUGAAGUAAACCAGAAGUUGAAUACCAGGGAUUGGUUGCAGACUUGCCAUAUCCCUCUUCAGUCAGUUUGCUGUCCAGUUUGUGGUCAAGAGGAAGAGUCCCAUACUCACUUAUUUUUUGAUUGUGUCUUCUCCAGAAAUGUUAUCUGUGCUGUCAAGCGAUGGCUUAAAGGUUUUGCUUGGCCGAUGCAGUUUAGUCAGUGGAUCAAGUGGUUGGCUUUGCCUCGGGAUGACGGGUUUUCAGUGGUCCUUCAUGCUUCGUGUGCAGCUGCUGUGUAUCACAUAUGGCAGAAUAGGAACCUUUGCUGGCAUGACAACUUUUGCCUUCCAGUGUAUAGGAUUGACCAUUUGAUUAGAUUUUCUCUCAAAGCUAGAAUUCUGAACUUAGUAGGCAGUAAUUGUUCAGUUCGUGAAAAGCAAAUGCUUCAGUUUGUAAUGAAUUUGUAA
Molecule: messenger RNA, 528 nt
Organism: Humulus lupulus (European hop)
Lineage: Eukaryota; Viridiplantae; Streptophyta; Magnoliopsida; Rosales; Cannabaceae
Exons: 2
Coding region: 1-528 (175 amino acids)
Source: RefSeq, a predicted model, not a curated record